This is a messenger RNA of Symbiodinium sp. CCMP2456, 5290 nucleotides long. Lineage: Eukaryota; Dinophyceae; Suessiales; Symbiodiniaceae. The record is from the annotation of a GenBank genome assembly.
AUGCUGCCGGCCGCACGGUGGAUUCGAGCGGCAACACUGCUCUCGGCGCUGACAUGCGCGCUGCUCCCUUCGCCAGGCUUCUUCUCGGCUCCGGGACAGGUUCCGCGGCUGUCGACCAAGGCAGGCUUCCAACUGUCCAGGCUCGGAGUGGGUACCUGGCAGUGGGGAAACAAGCUGCUCUGGGGCUACGACGAGAAGGACGACUCCGACCUGCGCGAGGUGUUUCGGACCUUCACGGCCGGAGGGUCCAACUGGUUCGACACAGGCGAUAGCUACGGCACCGGCGAGCUGGAGGGUCGGGCAGAGAUCCUGCUCGGACGCUUCAGCCGUGAAGCUUCCGAUUCAGGUGCUUCGGUAAAGCUGGCGACGAAGCUGGCAGCUUACCCAUGGAGGCUGACGCCAGAUUCGAUGGUCGAAGCAGUGAAGGCGAGCAAUGCCCGCUUGGGCAGAGCAGUUGACAUUGCUCAGAUGCACUGGAGUCCGCGCAGCUAUGGCUUCGGAUUUCAGGAGGACGCACUGCUGGAAGGCCUUUGCCGCUGCUAUGAAGCCGGGCUUUGCAGCGCUGUUGGGCUGUCGAACUUUGGGCCCAAAGGCCUCCGUCGUGCGGCCGCCAUCUUUGACACGCGGGGCGUGCCAUUGGUCCUCAAUCAAGUGCAGUAUUCGCUCCUGUCAGCAGAGCGCGAGUCUGGAGUCGCCGAAGUUUGCAAGGAGCUGGGCAUCCGAUUGGUGGCAUACAGCCCGCUCUGCCUGGGAGUGCUCGCUGGAAAGUAUAAGACCGGUCCGAAUGCCCAGCUGCCAGAUAAUUUUCUCCGCUCAUUACUUUUCUCUUCACUCCUUGGAGAUGCAGGCACAACAAAGCUCUUGGGCCUGUUGGGAGAAAUCGCGGACACCCGGGGCAAGAGUAUGGCUCAGGUGGCUUUAAACUUUGCCAUGACAGAAGGAGGUGGCUGUGCAAUCGUCGGUGCCCGGAACCGCCAGCAAGCGCUAGAGAACCUGGGAGCCUGUGGUUGGGAGACCUGGCAGCCCCCCCUGCGAUUGUUGAUUCAUCCUGCUGUCGCAAGCUGCCCGGAAAGCCAGGAAGAGGUCGCGACUUGGUCCGGGCGCGCUGCCCUGCGUGCAGCCACCUGGGCCGGAGCAGCGGAUGAAGAGCUGCUCUCGGACUUGUCUUCCAAGGCUGCUGGCCAGGCGGCCGCCAACUUCAUUGUGGACGAGGGGAGGACGCCCGGAGUGGCGCCAAGCGCAGCUGGCCAAGCAGCCUGCAAGGCUUGCGAAGCAUCAGGACUCUGGAAAGCGAGCCUCAAAGUGCAGCUCUCCGGGCGUGCUGCAGGGGCCGCCGCACAGCAAAUUGGCUUACCGCCGGAGAAGGUGGCCGUGGAAGCUGGGCGAGCAGCUGCCAUCGUUGCAACCGAGUGCCGCGUGAGAGCCGAGCUUCUUGCCAAAAUGGUCGGCUCAGCAGCUGGUGCCGCAGGGCUGGCCGCCGGCAUGACCUUGGAGCAAGCAGCAGAGGCGGCCAAGCUGGCUGCCCAGACCGAAGGCUAUGAUGCGGGACUGACGCCGGAUGUUGCGGCCAGAGCAGGCCGCUUGGCCUACGACAAGGUGUUGGGCAGCGCAUCAUCCAUCAAAGUGAUUCCGAAGAGGUCUGCUGUAAGUGCUGCGAGGUUAGCCACGCUCUCCGAAUCCAUUGCCCGACGCGCCGAGAUUGUGGCUACCCAAAGGCAAGACCGCGACCCAGAAAGAAGGCUGCCUACCGAGGUUGACAGCAUCCCGGGCUGGCAGCUUGAAGUGAACGCGACUUCUCAGCCGGCAAGCCUUCCCUUGCCAGACACUGCAAGCUAUAUGCAGAAUAUGCAGCUGUCCGAAGCUUCGGACGCUUGCGGUCCCCGGGAGAUCUGGAAGAUCUUUGGAGAUCUGAGUGGCCCCCAUCAGGAGCCAAAGGAUGUGCGUUUGCCAGCCCAGGGCAUGACAUACCCAAAGGCUCGAAGCGAGGACGCGGUGAUAUACCUUCCUCGGCCGGCAGCCGAUCGGCUGCGGGAAUCCAACUCGAAGCAGGUAUCCGAGCUUUGGCAGCUUCGGAUGGCUUUGCACCGGAGCAUGUCCCGUGCCCACAAGCAUCAGUGCUUACAGGCCAGGCUGUCUGCUGCAAGGGCAGGGGCUUCCGCGUCUUUCACGGCCCUGGAGAACCGAACCUCGACCAUAGAGGCGGUGAGCGAAAGCAAUUCGAAGAAGCUGCAGCGCCUGAGGGGUGUGGCUCGAGACCUGGGGCUCAAGUGCAAGUUGGCAUCGGCAAGACUUCGUGUCCUAAGGGCCAUGGCAGAGCAAAUCUCCAAGGAGACCUUCGCCAAAGAGAGAAGCAGUCUGAUGGCUCUCAUCUUCGAGCUUCACAUGGAGCAGGAGCAGGCCACGCCGGAAGUUCUGCGCCACGUCCAGGAGCAAGUCCUGAAAGCGAUCGAUGCAGAGACCUGCCUCACUUGCCCAGCCUUCGAAGACCGCGAAGGCGACACCCCCACAGUCCCCACAGGCUUGGAUGGCCCUGGCCCGGCUCCGGCUCCCGCCGUGGUUGAAGUUGAAGGCAACUUCGUGAUUUACAUGUACUUGCCGCCACUUCUUCGCUCCUCCAUUCUGCCGGCGCCAUCAAAGCAAGCGCAGCGACAGCUGAAGAAGGCCCAGGCAUCUGGCCUGCUGGAAGGCAUCGUGCAAGAGACCCUGAGCAAGUUCGGCCUGAAUGCCCGAGUGCAUCGCAUGAGGCCACCCAUACUUCUCGAUGGUGGAGAGAUCCGAGCUCCUUCUGGUACUGCCACGAUACAAGACUUGGGCCUUGUGCUCGCCCCGAGCCCUCCCGGUAGAGCCUGGGUGGUGGAGGCAGUGGAGCAGAACAGUUGGGCAGAUGCCUUUGGAGUGCGUGUAGCGGACCGCAUCUUAUGGAUCAAUGGCUGGCCGACGACUGCCAUGAGCCCGGCGCAGGUUCUGCGGUGGAGCGAGCAUCCUCUUACUUUGUUCCUCGCUCGCAAGGGAGGCGAAGCCUCCAUGAGGAUGGAAGAGUCUUGCGCGCUUCGGAUCCAAUCGAGCUGGCGCGCGCGCAAGCGGUUCCAAGUGUCCUCAAGGCGGUCUCCAAGUCUGAUGGGCCUACCUUUGGCUGGCCACACAAGACUUUCGGCAUGUGCUGGGAGACUGGUGUCUGCGUUGGGCUUACACUUUCUGUCGGCCACCUUGCCUGGCCCGUUUCUUCAGAUCGAAAGACUGGACCCGGAAUCUUGGGCAGAGCGGGUGGGAGUGGAGGUUGGAGACAAGCUACGAUGCAUAGAUCGCGAGUGGACCGAGCAUCUUACAGACCAACGCUUCGCGCAGUUGCUGCUUGAGCGGCCUAUUCGGCUGAUCUUCGACUCUGUGGAGCGGGUGGGUGAGACCGGCGACACCACGCGAUUCAUUGCAGUGGCUGGUAUUAAGGACAGACAGCUGGGUUUCCGACUUGCUUCUCUGCCUCCGGCUCCGUAUCUGUUGGUCCAGAGGGUGGAGGAACAUUCAUGGGCUUUCCAUGCCGGAGUGCAAGAAGGUGACCACUUAAUGGCCGUGUACCGGAAGCGGACGGCCGAAAUUUCCGCUGAGGAGUUGCUGGGCAUCUUCAGAGGUCCUCGCCCGCUUCGCUUGACGUUCAGUCGCCUGAAGCGUUUCACUGUCACCAUCACUUCGGAAAAUCAGAUGGGCUUACAGACCAAUGGCGUCCCUCCAGCGGCGUUCUUGGAAAUACGGACAGUGGAUCGAGGAGAAUGGGGUGAACAGGUGGGAGUCUUCGUUGGAGACACCCUAGUAGCGGUGAACGGAGUGUGCUUGGACAGUAUGCCCAGGCGAGAGUUCAUCCGACAAAUGAAGGAAGAACGACCACUGUCCCUCACUAUCGAUCGGAAUCACGGAGAGAAUUCACUUGACCGCUUUGAGCGCUUCACAGUCACUGCGGGUGAGGGAGAUGCCCGCCUUGGCUUGCGACUGUCCGGUUUGCCACCCGCAGCCUGGUUACUUGUCGAGAAGGUUGCUGAUGCAGGCUGGGCACAAGCGAUGCAAAUCACGGUGGGGGACCGUCUUGUUGCAGUGGAGCACCUGUGCCUGGACUUGGUGCAGAAGGAAGACUUCCUGGAGAUGUUCCGAAACAUGCGACCGGUGCGGCUUACGUUUGCGCGGGCAAAGGAGCAUGAGCAAGAUGUUGUCGAGGAGGAAGAAGAGGUGGUCGAAGAGGAGGAGGUUGCAGUGGCUCAUGGCUUUGAGUCCCUCCUCGACGCUGAGGACGCCUUCAAUGAAUGGAUGCUCUCCGCAUGUGAAAAAUACGGCAAGGGCAUCCAUAAGAAAGUCCAUGGCAAAGCCAAGACACUUGGCAGAGCCUAUGCCUUAGUGUGGCAGGCCUACAGGAAGAAGCUGGAGAAGGAUGAGAGUCGCACGGACGACAUUGACAAGGACGACCAUGUGCUGAUGGUAUUCCAUGCCAAGCUCUACCGAGAUAUCGGCUCCUUCAUCACAGCUGACCACAUUCCUGGCGGGGCGGAGCAGUUCGGCUGGCCGCCACAAGCAACCAACAUCCACACCGGGACGAUGGCUGUCCAAGCUGCAGUGACCCAGGCUGCGAAGUCGAUGACGGACGAUCACCUGGAGCAGCUGUUCAGCGGACCACCACCAGUACUCAAUGCGAUGUUAGCUAAGCUGGCAGGGGAAACGGAUCUGAAGGUGCUGCACGGCCCUGGCAAUGCCGACUCCUUGCGUUGGCCACCCCACAAGGAGCGAAGGCAUCGCUCGCGGUCCUCUCGGCGCUCUGAUGACGAGCAAGCAUCUGAGGAUGAAGUUGCCUGCGCUGUGGUGCUGGCAGCUGUCUUCGUUCCCAUGCUGGCCGCGCCUAUCUUUGGAGGGCCGCAGGGCAAAGCCUCCUCGUGGCUUCCACCCCUUCCGCUUGAUAUGGCGGAGCCAGAGCUCCGCCCCAGCCUCGUUCUGCGGAUUCCGUAUCGGGACUGGGUCCUUUGGGAGUGUCCUCCCUUCGCGCUCGGUCUGCUGUGCGGCAUCCUUAUGAGCGUCGCUGGGGCAGCUCUGGCGACGUUCUUUUGCGGCGAGUUUUUCUCGGGCGGUGAAAGACCCGCUGCUCGGCUGUUUGCCAACGUAGCUGCGUCUGUCCUCGCAUACACUGCGCGUGCCAUAGAUGCCGCAGUGGACUGUGCUGAGGGCAAAUCCGCCAUCAGUGGCACGAGUGACUUCCUGCGGUCCAAGUUCGUCAGCAGCUUUUGCGGAGCACUGUCGGCUUUCUCGGGCACCAUAG